Molecule: messenger RNA, 2232 nt
Organism: Orussus abietinus
Lineage: Eukaryota; Metazoa; Arthropoda; Insecta; Hymenoptera; Orussidae
Product: angiotensin-converting enzyme
Exons: 8
Coding region: 129-2045 (638 amino acids)
Biological process (GO): proteolysis
Cellular component (GO): plasma membrane
Molecular function (GO): metallopeptidase activity; peptidyl-dipeptidase activity
Source: RefSeq, a predicted model, not a curated record
AGUCAACUAAGUUUUCUGUCGCGAGAUCGACAUUGCGAGUGAAACCGUUGACAUCGAACAGACCGGUUCCCGUGUCGAAGUACUCUGUGCGACUUUUGACUUUCAUCCAAUCGCUACACCUGUGAGGAAUGUUGCGCACCAUUUUGGUGGCUGCGCUUGCGACGCUUGUGUCAACAUUUCCGGCAGAAGAUUCCGGAGACACGAGCCUGAGCAAUGAUCUGGAAUCAGCACAGCAGUUGCUGUCAAAAAUCGACAAAGAUUUCAGCGCAUGGACCAACAAAGCCACCCUGUCAGAAUGGAAUUACGCCUCCAACCUGACUCAGGAAAACCUCGAUACCAAGGUCAACGUUUCCUCCCAAUUUGCGGCGUACAACAAGCAGAUGUGGUUGGAAGUGACGGCUUUCCCCUGGCAGAAACUUGAAGAUUUCAAUGUCAAGAGGCAAUUCUCCAAGUUCAGCGUUCUUGGCGUUUCAGCGCUCCCUCAAAAGCUGUUCGAGGAGUAUGAGAAAAUUGUAAGCGAGAUGCAGAAUAUAUACAGCACCGCUAAAGUCUGCGAGUACGGUAAUGAACAAAAGUGCACCUUGGCCUUGGAACCAGAACUGACGGAGCUCCUGAAGACCUCCAGAGACCCAGAGCUCUUAAAAUAUAUUUGGGUCGAGUGGAGGAAGGUAUCCGGCGAAAAAGUGAAGCCACUCUUUCCUAGAUACAUAGAACUUAGUAACACGGCCGCGAAACUUAAUAACUACACCGACACCGCCCAGGAAUGGUUGAAGGAGUACGAGGCGGAAAACUUCCCUGAACAAAUCGAAUCCCUCUGGCAACAACUCAAGCCACUUUACCUACAAUUGCACGCGUACGUGAGGCGCGAGCUCAGAAAACAAUACGGAGAGAGCGUCGUCUCGAAGGAUGGCCCAAUACCAGCUCAUCUUUUCGGCAACAUGUGGGCGCAAAGCUGGGAGAACAUUGCUGAUUUCACGGUCCCGUACCCUGGAAAACAGUUGCCGGACGUUACACAGAAUAUGAUCAACCAAGGCUACAAUGCAACGAGCAUAUUCCGCCUUGCCGAGGAAUUCUUCGUCUCGUUGAAUCUGAGUGCGAUGCCCGACACAUUCUGGGAGCGUUCCAUCCUGGAAAAACCUACGGACCGAGAGAUCAUUUGUCACGCGAGUGCCUGGGACUUUUACGAUGGCAAGGAUUUCAGAAUUAAACAGUGCACCAGCAUUAACAUGAAAGACUUGCUAACGGCGCACCACGAGAUGGGACACAUACAGUAUUACUUGCAGUACAAAGAUCAACCCGCAAUCUUUAGAGAAGGAGCCAAUCCUGGUUUUCACGAGGCCAUCGGGGAUGUUAUAUCUCUGAGCGCGUCCACACCGGGUCAUCUCAAGAAGAUCGGUCUCUUAGAAGAUAGCACCGAAGAUCGCGAAGCAACCUUGAAUCAUCUCUAUGAAAAAGGACUGGAUAAAGUCGCCUUCCUGCCAUUCGCCUAUACCAUGGAUUUAUGGCGGUGGGCCGUUUUCCAAGGAAAGAUAACGUCGGACCAGUAUAACUGCAAAUGGUGGUCCUUGGUUGAGCAGCUGCAAGGAAUCGAGCCGCCGGUCGACAGAUCGGAGGAGGACUUCGAUCCUGGCGCGAAAUACCAUAUCAUAGCAAACGUGGAGUACCUUAGAUAUUAUGUCAGUUUCAUCGUACAAUUCCAAUUCCAUAAGGCACUUUGCGAAAAGGCGGGUCAAUACAAUCCUCAAGAUCCUAACGCUAAACCACUCUAUCAGUGUGACAUAUACCAGAGUAAAGAAGCAGGAAAUCUGUUCCGGUCCAUGUUGCAGUUGGGUUCUUCCAGACCAUGGCAGGAUGCAAUGGAAAAAAUUACUGGACAGAGAGAGAUGGACACGAGCGGUCUUUUGGAAUAUUUUAAGCCGUUAAUGGAAUGGUUGACGGCAGAAAAUAAGAAGACUAAUGAGUACAUCGGUUGGAAACCAAGUACCAAACGAUGCACCAAAACUAGAGAGGAACUUAAUUCCGACGCAGGAUUAAAAUCGGAAUGAGGAGACUUCAACAACGUACCCGAUAUUAAAUAAAAAAUACUGAUCUCCUUUAUUAGCAGAGUUCAUUCGAUAACCUAGUACAAACAUACAUCAUCACUUCGUAAACGAAAAGAAAGUAUGAAUGAGCAUUCCAGUGCGGUGUGAAGUAACGCACAUCUUAUAAAUAAAAUAAGGUUUCAAUAUUAAA